Styela clava is the source of this 2201-nucleotide messenger RNA. RefSeq names its product mitochondrial tRNA methylthiotransferase CDK5RAP1-like. Gene Ontology annotation, molecular function: 4 iron, 4 sulfur cluster binding; tRNA-2-methylthio-N(6)-dimethylallyladenosine(37) synthase activity. NCBI's taxonomy places the organism in Eukaryota, Metazoa, Chordata, Ascidiacea, Stolidobranchia, Styelidae. The record is from RefSeq and is a predicted model, not a curated record. Gene Ontology annotation, biological process: negative regulation of cyclin-dependent protein serine/threonine kinase activity; tRNA modification. Gene Ontology annotation, cellular component: mitochondrion; cytosol.
UAAUUUUACGGUUCAUGUUACAGAAAUGUAUUAUUCUAGUAGGAGUACACAACUGCUGCUACACUAUUCAUUUAAACAAUGUUUUGUGCAACGUCAAAUUGUGAAAGUACCUAAAUUAUUUGUGCAUCAUAGUGUGCCUGUUCUGUCACCAAAUAGCAAAUUAAGCAGUAGUGUUCCUGACAUCAAGGAAUUUAUUUUAAAUUCUAAUCCUGUCAUUGUUAAUGAAGAAGUUGAAGAUAUUGUACCACCAUAUUUAAGAGAGAUUCCUUUUCAUGUUGGAAAAAAGGUUUAUUUUGAGACAUAUGGAUGUCAAAUGAAUGUGAAUGAUUCUGAAUAUGCCUGGGCUAUUUUGCAAAAGAAAGGAUAUGAAAGGACUAAUGAUAUUACUGAAGCUGAAGUUAUUCUUUUAGUUACUUGUUCGAUUCGAGACAAGGCUGAAGAAAAAAUAUGGUCACGUCUUCAUGUUUUGAAAAAACUAAAACAAGAGUCUGUAAAAUCAGGAUUUCCAAAGAUUGGAAUUUUGGGUUGUAUGGCUGAACGACUUAAAAAAGAAAUUGUGGAAAAGCAAAAAGCAGUAGACGUUGUUGCAGGGCCAGAUGCGUAUCGUGAUUUACCGAGGUUAUUAGAAGAAUGCUCAGAAAAUUCAACAGCAACAAUAAAUGUAAUGUUAUCAAUGGACGAAACUUAUGCUGAUAUCAUGCCAGUUCGUUUCAAUGAAAAAUCUAAAAAGGCAUUUGUUUCAAUUAUGAGAGGUUGUGACAACAUGUGCAGCUAUUGCAUUGUACCUUUUACACGUGGGAGAGAAAGAAGUCGGCCUGUGUCAUCUAUCUUAGAAGAAGUUAAAACCCUUUCUGAUAAGGGUAUCAAAGAAGUGACACUCCUCGGACAAAAUGUAAAUAGCUACAGAGAUAUUUCUGAAUCCCACCAUGUAUCUGAGCAUACAACUUCAUUAGCUAAGGGGUUUAAAACUAUUUAUAAACCCAAAAUUGGUGGGUUAAGAUUUGCUGAUUUAUUAGAUAAGGUGUCAUUGAUAGACCCUGAAAUGCGUAUUCGUUUUACCUCACCCCACCCAAAAGAUUUUCCUGAUGAAGUUUUACAAGUUGUUAAAGAUAGAUCUAACAUAUGCAAACAACUACACAUGCCUGCACAAAGUGGAAGUACUGUUAUACUAGAAAAAAUGAGAAGAGGUUACUCUAGAGAGGAUUAUUUGGAAUUAGCUCAAAAAAUUCGAAACUUCAUACCUGGAGUUACUCUAUCAUCAGACAUGAUCGCAGGAUUUUGUGGUGAGACUGAAUCUGAUCACAAAGAUACAUUAAGCCUAAUGCGUGAGGUAAAAUAUGAAAACGCUUUCAUGUUUGCUUAUAGCAUGAGAAAGAAAACCCAUGCCUAUCAUAAAAUGAAAGACGAUGUACCUCAUGAUGUAAAAAAUAGACGUUUGAGGGAGAUAAUAGAUUGUUAUCAUAAUAAUUUAACUGAAAUAUUACCUAAACACAUUGGGAAAAUACAAUUAGUACUGGUCGAUGGAACAAGCAAAAAAUCUAAAAUAGAAUUACUAGGUAGGAAUGAUGGGAAUAUCAAAGUUGUCUUUCCUGAUGUAGAUAUUUUUGAAACUGUUGGUUGCGUGAAAACAGAAUAUAAAAGAAAGGCUGAACCUGGUGAUUAUGUUGUGGUAAAAAUCACUGAUAUCAGGGGUUUUACUCUCCUAGGAGAACCUCUAAGUUUUGUAUCAUUAACAGAUUUUAGUACUUAUUACCCAUCUCCAUUAUGAUGAUCAAUUAGAAUAUUAGAUGCUUAAAAAAUAAUUGUUUGCACUCUAUUUUUCAAAAUUGUUACUUUGGACAUUUUGUAUUUAUUUUUGUUGUUGAUUGGAUUCAUAAGAGAUGAGGUUUUCCAAUUUAUUCUUGGCAACUAAUCAAAGAGGCCUACCGCCCGAUUCUCAUUCUGAGUAUUGGAAUGGUUCAUCUAUUCCAGGAGUGCACAACCUUUUUGCUAUUGGCGGCCACAUUGCAUUUAUUUUUAUACAAUACGGCCGCCAGGAGGUUAAUAGCGCGCCGAAGGCCGUGCAAAAUUUUUUGGCUUUAUGACGUCAUAACCGCGUAUUUGACCCGUGCGAGGUGCACUCUGCCCAAUUAUGAAGUAUGUAGGACUACUUGGAAGUAUAAUAUUCGCAUUUUAGAAGGAUUUUUUUUCUUCGGUGGACC